GGGUGGGGAGAAGGGGGCCGAGCCGCCGCUGCCGUCGCCGCCGCCGCCGCUGUCGCCGCAGUUGCGGUGGGUGUUUGUGUUUGGGGCCGGGCAGCUUGGACCUCAGCCGUAUUAUGUCCGUGUGAGGAUCCCCCAGUGUCCCUCGACAGUCCGGAGCCUGCUCCAAUUCUUCCUCCACCCCUGGCGCCAUGGGGUCCAUCCUAAGCCGCCGGAUCGCCGGGGUGGAGGACAUCGACAUUCAGGCGAACUCGGCCUAUCGGUACCCUCCCAAGUCCGGAAACUAUUUUGCCACCCACUUUUUCAUGGGAGGUGAGAAAUUCGACACCCCUCACCCUGAGGGUUACCUCUUUGGAGAGAACAUGGAUCUGAACUUCCUAGGCAACAGACCAGUACAGUUUCCCUAUGUGACUCCUGCUCCCCAUGAACCUGUGAAGACCCUAAGAAGCUUGGUGAAUAUUCGCAAAGACUCCUUACGACUUGUGAGGUACAAAGAUGAUGCUGACAGCCCAACAGAAGAGAAUGAGAAGCCAAGAGUCAUGUAUAGCUUGGAGUUCACUUUUGAUGCUGAUGCACGAGUGGCUAUCACAAUAUAUUGCCAGGCAGUGGAGGAGUUCAUGAAUGGGAUGGCAGUAUACAGCACAAAGAAUCCUUCUUUGCAGUCCGAGACGGUCCAUUAUAAGAGAGGGGUGAGCCAGCAAUUUUCCCUUCCUUCCUUCAAGAUUGAUUUCUCAGAAUGGAAAGAUGAUGAGUUGAACUUUGAUCUGGACCGGGGUGUAUUCCCAGUAGUGAUCCAAGCUAUUGUAGAUGAAGGAGAUGUUGUGGAAGUGACUGGUCAUGCCCAUGUAUUAUUAGCUGCUUUUGAGAAGCAUGUUGAUGGCAGCUUCUCUGUGAAACCUUUAAAACAGAAGCAGAUUGUGGAUCGAGUUAGCUACCUCCUCCAGGAAAUCUAUGGUAUUGAGAACAAAAACAACCAGGAAACUAAGCCCUCUGAUGAUGAGAACAGCGAUAACAGCAACGAAUGUGUUGUGUGUCUAUCUGAUCUGCGAGACACCCUGAUCCUUCCCUGCCGACACCUUUGCCUUUGUAACUCAUGUGCUGAUACUCUACGCUAUCAAGCAAAUAAUUGUCCCAUCUGCAGGCUACCUUUUCGGGCCCUCCUACAGAUCCGGGCAGUGAGGAAGAAGCCAGGAGCACUGUCCCCUGUCUCAUUCAGUCCUGUUUUAGCACAGAGCAUGGAUCACGAUGAACACUCUUGUCCCUUUAAAAAAUCAAAGUCGAACCCUGUCUCUUUGGCCAGCAAGAAACCUAAAAGGGAAACAAACUCUGACAACAUCCCACCUGGAUAUGAACCCAUCUCUUUGCUGGAAGCUCUGAAUGGCCUUCGCUCCAUCUCUCCUGCUAUUCCUUCAGCUCCUCUUUAUGAAGAAAUCACUUAUUCAGGGGUUUCUGAUGGGCUCUCUCAAGCUGGUUGUCCUCUUGCUGGGCUCGAUAGAGCCUUGGAGAGCAGCCUUCAAAAAAACAAGCCAAACAAGUCUCCAGACAGCACAUUGCGUUCUCCAUCAUCUCCUAUUCAUGAAGAAGAUGAAGAGAAACUGUCUGAAGACUCCGACUCACCUCCCCCACUAAGUGGGGCUGAGCUCGCCCUUCGGGAGAGCAGUUCACCAGAGAGCUUCAUAACUGAAGAAAUUGAAGAGGUGCCAUCUCUAAAGCAAGAGAGCCAAGCCCCAUCUAUAGAGGACGUCUUACAAGACAGCAGCACUGAGCAUAGAAGCCUUAAUCAACCUGGGAUUGAUCCUCCAGCUGACAUAUACUUACCAGGAAGUUCAGCCUCGAUGGAAACUCCCCAAAGCCACAGUGUGAAUGGUUCUACUCGGCCUCCAGUCUGUGACCCCAGCCCUGAAUAUCGGGAGGCUGAACUGACUUCUCUGUAAGAUCUCAGCCAGGGAGUGGUUUGGAGCCUUCAGCUCAUUAGGCCUUUAUGAAAAGGCCUUUCGAUCUGGACACCAAAAUACACGCACAGACUCUUCUUUCUCUCCAUCCUCUGUGGGAAUACUAGGCUCUAAGAUGCCACACAGACUUUGACCAAAAGAGCACAGCUAACCUUACACUCUGAUUACUUCCCUUUUUGUAUGUUAAAUUUAUUUGUAAAUGGUACACGAUGAAGGACAGCAGCUUUUAUCAUGCAGCCAUUGAGGGCUUUUUUUUUUUUUCCCUGUAGGACCCCAUUGUUUGGGGUAAGCAGGACUCAGGAGGUAGUUCCUUCUCCUAGGGCAGAAAUAACUGCUUAUAAGGCCAGCCUGGAGUUGGCACAAUUUGCAUUUUUAAAGCCUGGAAUAUAUCUGAAACUUGGGGUUCAGGACCGGUAAGCUCCCUAGGGUGACAUUUAUGUCCACAGCAGAGAUUUUAGGGAGUAGGUGAGAUAUUUUCUUCUAAAGGUAGUUUUGAGAGGGGGAUUUUAAAUUUGUUUUUUGGGGGAGGGAGGAAGAAGAAACUUAACAAAAGGAGGAGGGGAACCAAAUCAAAAGUCUAUGAAGGAAAAUAUAGUGUAUAUUUUGUAACACACAGUGGCUCAUGCUAGCCUUUUGCUGUUGCUGGUGUUUGCUUGAUAACAUGCUUGUUUGCCACAAACAUGACCCUCCUGCAGCAGCACCUGUCCAUGUAAUGUCUUCUUAUUCAUGCCUCUUUAUGAUGUGACUGCUCUCUUUGCUUUGUAUUUCAGCAGUUGGCCAUUUGGGUUUAAAGCAAUUAAUCCUGUCCUCCAAGGGGAUUCUAAGAUCAUUUUUUUUCUUCACCAAGACUUUUCAGGGUGAGAUUUCAUCUAAUUGAAGGAUGGUGAUUUUAGAAGCAAAACAGACUCUACCAGGUCUACUUAAUGAGCUCCAAGCUUGAAUCAAAAUAGCCCCCUCUUCUCUGGGAAAAUAGUUCAAACUACACGAAUCUGAGUUGAGAUCUACCAGGAAGGUCUAGAGAUGUUACGUUCAUUUGGUGUGGCCUCCCUUGCAAGUGCCCUGAAAAGGGAACUGCAGUUUGAGAAUGGAUUUUGAUUAAGAUUCAAAAGCACAGAAAAGGAAGAUUUGGGUUUUAAACAAAGUCCGCACUUUGCCUGCCAUAUGCACCUUUUCCUUGUUAGAUGCCUUUCUCUGAGUGCUGAGCUUCAUAGACGUUUCUAGAGUGUCUAAUUCAUAUAGUGGAUUAGGAACUCCUUUGACAUCAUCAGUAGCUGCCAAACUGGCAAGGCCAGCCCUGCAACAGAGGUUCUCUUUCCCAUGGAGAGAGUACCCAAUAUGCCUCCUGUCCUGAUAGUCUAAAAUUGCCCCCUGGGUUGGUUUGGGGUUUAUUAGGGGAAUUUGUUUCAGAGACAGAUGACUUCCCCUCUCCCAUAGUUAACACGGGCUGCCUAGGAUUUCAGUAUCCUCAUGAUCUCACCCUCCAGAUGGUAUUCCAUCUUCCAAGAUAACCUUUCCUGCAUUACCAUUUAAAAGGAAAUGUCUUUGGCCAAAAGGGAAAACUCUGGGAGGCUGGUACUCAUUGUGAGGUUAAUAUACCAGCUAUUACUUUCUGCAGAAGAAGAGUGGGACCUUGGUUGAGAUACAAUUUGUAUCUAUCUCAGCUAGUUUGGCCGUGGUGUCUAAUAGAACAGCCUCGUACUCUCCUUUUUUAUUUUUCAGUUUGUUGUUCAACAGCAGCCAAACAAGAAUGCAGUCAAUCACCUCUAACAAAAAAGCAGUGGCCUCAGCAGGUAGACAUUCUUCUCCAUGGGUAAAUUUGGUUCUGUUUUAAUAAAAUGUGAGACCUAACCCAUUAAUGGUUGCAAUGGGUAAACUCUUGUCUAAAAUAUAAUAGUUUUUGCUCACCAACUCCCUCUCCUGGACCCUCAGAAUCUGGAAUCUUUAGGCAACUGGUUUUCAGAAUGCAUUUGGACUUGGCAAAGACAGCUCAGAAAGAGACCAAGCCUCAUGAAUGGGGCCCUUUCUUUGACCUCACAUAACAAAAUGUCUGGCAUUUCUUGUCAGAAGUUGGGCCCCUCCCACGAGUUGUCUCAAGUAUUCAUUUGGAACUUGAUAGGCAUCCUGAGGCACAAGCCAUAUGCCACAAGUUGAAGUAACUGGCCAAGGUUGUUUUCCUAAACUAGGCUUUUUCAGAAGGUCAUUAAAUGUUUAUGCUGAAACUGACACAAAGACCCUGCCUGAAAUGUGAGCACCCUUCAGUGGGAGGCGUCCCGGCAUUCCUCACAAACCAAGCCCACCUAAAGGCGAGCGGGUCUAAGGAGGUGGGGAGAGGCCUGGCCUUCCUUUUUAAGCCUCAGUUAACAAUAAACCUGGGGGUUUUGCACUCUAGUUAAUGCUACUGGGUUAAGACAGAUAAUAGUUAUGUUCCAACUAAACUGCAGGUACAGAUUUCCGGCUGAGAAGACAGACUAUCAGAGUCCAGAUGGAGAGCCAGAGUAACUGGCUUCUGGAAGUGGCCUUCUCACAGCAUGUUUGUGUGUGUUGUCAGUAAACAGGCAAUAUUUUUCCCCUCUAUCCAUCCUUAUCAAUGCAUAUAGUUUUGUCCAGAGACCUUGUAUUGGGUGCCUUGUUUUUUGCACAGUGGGACAAACUGGAGUAGAAUUGUAUAAUUGAAGACACUAAUUUUUUUUUCUGUAAUUGCCACUUGUGAAUUUUGUCAUGUGGCUUCUACUCAUGACUCUUUUCUGCCUCUGGAGACAGGCUACUUUGUGCACAUAGCUUUGUUCACAGCACCCCGGGAUUUUCCCAAAUCCCGAUCCUUUCUGUCCAAGCUCCCCUUUAGACAUAGUCUGGCUUUCUCCUUCCUGCACGCUGCUUCCCUUUUUUCCCAUCAAGCCCCUUUAAGAUCUUUUCUCUUUCAUUUCGGUGCCAGUACUUUGUUUAAACAAUGGAACGAAGAUUUGUUCAUUCUGGAAACGUGCUAUUAUUUGAUGUAGUCUGAUUGGGUAGUUUUUUGUUUAUAUAUUUAUAGUAAUAAAUUCAUGCAGCAAUAUACCAUGUGUUUAUCAUUUCCUUUGAAUGGCAAUGAGGUGAAUUGUGACUGGAUCUCUAGUUGAAUGUUAACUAAUCAGUUUUCAUUAAAUUUUUACCAUUCUAUAAGA
Molecule: messenger RNA, 5110 nt
Organism: Antechinus flavipes (yellow-footed antechinus)
Lineage: Eukaryota; Metazoa; Chordata; Mammalia; Dasyuromorphia; Dasyuridae
Gene: MGRN1
Product: mahogunin ring finger 1
Exons: 17
Coding region: 189-1931 (580 amino acids)
Biological process (GO): protein ubiquitination; negative regulation of G protein-coupled receptor signaling pathway; endosome to lysosome transport
Cellular component (GO): cytoplasm; early endosome; nucleus
Molecular function (GO): ubiquitin protein ligase activity
Source: RefSeq, a predicted model, not a curated record